AUGAAGAAGCUCUUCAAGUGCCUGUGGAUCUUACUGGGAUUUGUAUUGGUUGUGGAAAGAGCAAAUGGACAAGAAGAGAAUGCAGCACUUUGGGGCAAAACUACUCAGUCCUCAAGUUAUGGAAUCGGUUACCCUGAACUUGCGCUUGAUGGUUUGGUCGGCACCUGGUCUCACACUAACACAGAGACCGACCCGUGGUGGAGAGUGGAUCUACUGAAGGUAUACUGCGUGAACAGAGUGACCAUCACUAACAGAAACAGCCAUGCUUUGAGGAUAAACGGAGCUGUGAUUCGCGUCGGGAACUUCCCUGACAUUUACAGCAACACCAUAUGUGCUGUAAUUUCCAGUCUUGCGGUUAGCGCUACGGCCACUUUCUCAUGCGGCGGGAUGGUGGGACGUUACAUGGUUGUUCAUAUUCCUGGAAAUGACAAGAUUCUUAGUCUUGCUGAGGUUGGAGUCUAUGGGGAUUUGGCAGGAAAUCGGGCAGUAAGAGGAGCCGCUACACAGUCGUCAACAUUUGGGGACUGGUUUGCUGGAAAGGCCAUUGACAGUAAUCGAGGUCUUCAGCAGUUGAAUACCGGAUGCUCCUCAACCCUUAGUCAGACUAACCCGUGGUGGAGGCUGGAUCUGCAUGAUGUGUACCGAGUUAGUAAUGUGGUCGUCACUAACAGACAAGACUGCUGUGCAGAACAAAUAAACGGAGCGGAGAUUCGCAUCGGGAACUCUUUGGAGAACAACGGCAGCAACAAUCCCAUAUGUGCUGUUAUUCCUGAUAUUCCAGCAGGCGAGUCCUACAACUACUCAUGUGAUGGGAUGGUCGGACGUCAUGUGAUUGUUCAUAUUCCUGGAGAUCAGAAGAUUCUUACAUUUUGUGAGGUUGAAAUCUACGGGUAUUUGUCAGAAAAUCUGGCGGUAGCUGGAGCCGCUACACAGUCGUCAACAUCUGGGGACGGGUUUGCUGAAAAGGCCGUUGAUCGAGGUCUCCAGCAGUUGUACACGGGAUGCUCCUCAACCCUUAGUCAGACUAACCCGUGGUGGAGGCUGGAUCUGCGUGAUGUGUACCGAGUUAGUAAUGUGGUCAUCACCAACAGACGAGACUGCUGUGCAGAACAAAUAAAUGGAGCGGAGAUUCGCAUCGGGAACUCUUUGGAGAACAACGCCAACAACAAUCCCAUAUGUGCUGUUAUUCCUGCUAUUCCAGCAGGUGAGUCCUACAACUACUCAUGUGGUGGGAUGGAGGGACGUUAUGUGAAUCUGAUCAUUCCUGGAGACAUGAAGACACUCACUCUCUGUGAGGUGAAGGUCUAUGGAGAAGUUCUCUGUUUAAAAAGGUCAUUUGUAAAAAUGCAGUUUAACUCCAUCAAUGAUUUGACUGACCCUUCAAUGAGAGAAAAUGUUCUGAAACAGUUGGGAUCUGCUCUUGCUGAAAGAGGAUUCACAGAUGUGACACUGCGAUGGACUCAAACUCUAAGUCCUAAACGGGUGAUCCAGAAGGUGAACAAUGCUAAACGUACUUGUGAGAACAGAAAAUUCCCUUGAAAUCAACAGUCUUCGACUCUCUACAUUAAUAUUGAUCUGAUUCUAAAUACACAAAAUAUUUUUUUUCAUAAUGACAUGUUUUGAGUGUAAAGACCCCAUGUGUUAAAAC
Molecule: messenger RNA, 1648 nt
Organism: Pimephales promelas (fathead minnow)
Lineage: Eukaryota; Metazoa; Chordata; Actinopteri; Cypriniformes; Leuciscidae
Source: RefSeq, a predicted model, not a curated record